This is a messenger RNA of Polypterus senegalus (gray bichir), 3702 nucleotides long. RefSeq names its product Rho related BTB domain containing 3 (gene rhobtb3). The transcript is spliced from 12 exons. Gene Ontology annotation, molecular function: ubiquitin protein ligase binding. Gene Ontology annotation, cellular component: cytoplasm. Bases 235 to 2064 code for a protein of 609 amino acids. The record is from RefSeq and is a predicted model, not a curated record. Lineage: Eukaryota; Metazoa; Chordata; Cladistia; Polypteriformes; Polypteridae. Gene Ontology annotation, biological process: proteasome-mediated ubiquitin-dependent protein catabolic process; regulation of proteolysis.
UUAACAGCCGCGGGUUGACGAUUAACUGGCCGCGUACACUCCGCUGGGCUGCUCUGGCGCUUAUGAGUGCAGCGGAGCUCCCUUUGCUGAGAGUUGAGGGCCGGGGGCACUCAGUGCGUCGCUUUGUCUCCGUCGCCGCUGGGAGGGUCGUAGCACUGCCUGGGUGCACUGGGUCUUCUGUAGCCCAGUUCCAAAAGGCGCUUAAAGCUGUGCAGCGAGGCGAGGGUGACGAUCAUGACUGUUCUCAUACUUGCACUUGGCAAUGAGAAAGAUGAAACAGCACAUGAUAUUCAUGAUCAACCAGGGCUUAUCUGGGCAUAUUUGGAUUGGAGUUCUUCAUUUCUGCAACUUCAGCAAGGAGUUAUCAAUGAAUUCUGCACUUUCACUUUGUAUGAGGCUUGUGUUUUUGGAAAGCUUUUUGUCACAAUAUAUGAUUGUCCUUUCUGGGAUCUGUUUGAAGGUAGAAACUGGUAUUCCUCUCGCAAUCCAAUUGCACAAGCAGACAUUAUUGUUAUUAAGUAUUCAGUCAACAACAAACCUGCCUUUCAAGAAGUGAAACACAGCUUCAUUCCAAUGAUUAAAAAGCUUAUAAAACAAUGGACUGUUCCAAUUAUUGUUGCUGCAGUGGGUGCUAGAGCAAAUGAUGACGGGCCUUCUUGUACUUGUCCCCUUUGUGCCUCUGACAAGGGAAACUGUAUUCCUUCUUCUGAGGGUCUCCAGAUUGCAAGGGAAUUAGGAGCCACUUAUCUGGAGCUGCACAGCCUCAAUGACUUCAAUGCAGGGAAAUACUUUGGAGGAGUGCUGGAGUAUUUCAUUAUGCAGUGUUCAAAACAGAAAUCUUCAGAAAGUUUAAAAAGGAAAAAAGCCUGCAAAUCCAAAGGACUGAAGCCUCCUCAGCUAGGACAGCCUGUUAAACUGCCAGUUGUGAAGACACAAAAUUCCAGUUACACUUUUGAGCUUCUUGGGCUGCUGGGAAGCCCUCAAUUUGCAGAUGUAUCUUUCUGUGCAGAGAACACUGGUGUGGAGCUGGCGCAUGCACAUCGUGUGGUCUUGUGUUCCAGCAGUUGGAUUUUAAAUGCAUUGCUCAAUGUACAAGGUGUUCCUCACGUCAAGAGCUCUUCACUGAAGGCUGCUCAGAGACUGCUGUUAGUAAAGGAGAACACUUUAGAAUCUCUUGACACCUCAGCCAACAUCAAAAAUAGACAAGUUCACAAUCCUCCGAUGCAGAUUCAUGUCUUGGACCCUCUUUUAUCCAGAUGCUUGCCUGAAACACUGCAAUUUAUUUACUCAGGUAACACCAAGUGGCACAUGUUUCAGAAUGCUGUCAGGGAAAAACUAGUAGAUGCAAAGGAUGUGAAAGACCUUUUGGAGAAAGUUUGCCUUCUCCUUGGCAUUGAGCAGCAACAAAAAACUGAACAAACAGCAAUGAUGAGAACAACUAAUGCCACUUCCUGGCUGGGAUACUUCUUCAAUUCUCCUGUGUUCCAUGACGUUGUUUUUAAGGUCCAAGGCGUCUCAAUUCCAGCUCACCGUGCUGUUUUGUCAGCUCGCUGUAAAGUCAUGGCUGCAAUGUUCAGUGGUCACUAUGCAGAAGCAAGUAGCUGCGAGGUGUCCAUAAAUGCCAUCUCCACAGACACGUUCCUGUCCUUUUUGGAGUAUCUCUACACUGACAUCUGCUGUCCAGCUAGUGUUUUGCAAGCCAUGGCUCUGCUGAUCUGUGCUGAAAUGUACCAAGUGUCAAGACUGCAGCAGAUCUGUGAAGUGUACAUCAUCACAUGUCUGCAGAGUAUGCCAAGCAGGGAGCUGGCAUCCACCAGCCUUAGCAUCAUCAACCUUCUCAAGAAGGCUCAGUUUCACAAUGCUGAACAGCUGUCUAGCUGGCUCCUUCACUUCAUCUCGAGCAACUAUCUCAUCUUCAGCCAGAAAGCAGACUUCUUAGAUCUGACUGAGGAAGACCAAGAUUUCAUCGAGAAGCACAGGUGGCCUUCAAGGGUAUACAUGCAGGACCUUGCAAAAUUUAGGCAGCAAUUCUGUGUCCAAAAAUCGUGCUGUGCUGUCAUGUGACAAGGAUGCUUCCCUGCAAAAUAAGCACAACAUGGUUUUAGUCAUGCAAAAGUAUGUCAUCUGCAAAGACUGUACUUACAAUACCAUAAAUAAGCAGCUUUGGAAUACUCCAUCUUGACAACACUUAAGGAUAGGACGUCAGCUGCCUCUGAAGUUAACACUGAAAGCUGUGCAUGCUGACCACUAUAUUUAUUAUUACAUUUUUAAAUUAACAUCUAUUUUUAUACAUUGAAAUCCAGGUCUACUUUUAAUCCCAGUCACUUUUACUUUAACACGUACCACAGUAAAAAGAAGGCAACACUCCUUUUUAGGCGAUUCAACGUAGACUUGAGUUUUAAUCCAGGGAAGUGAGCACAAAUAUAUGGAGUGUUUUGAAGAUCUAGUCAGGUCUAAUCCUGUCCAGAGCAAUCUCUAGAAAUCAAAUGCCUGGAAAUAUUGUGGGUUAGUUUAACUUAGGCCAGUGUUAAUUCCUAAAAAUGUGAAUAACUAAGGCAACGUAAGAAAUUACAGGUGCUUUUGUCAACAUCUAUACAGUAUACAGUAUUUAAAAAUCUCAGCCUUUGCACAGAACAAUACAACUCAGCCCUUUUGCGAAUUGUAAAGGUGUAAAGCAAAAGUGAUGCUGCCACCUCCCAGAACCCCCGUUAUUUAUGCCUUUGGUCCUUAAGCGGCUAAUGCACGUAGAUACUCGCCCCAGAAAGGUGUCUUAAAGUGGACUUAUGUGCAGGGUAUGGUUUGAGCCAAUCAGAGCUCUCGAAGGAACGUCUUUUCUGUCAAACUGCAAGUGAACCAGUGUUGCCAAGGCCGUGAGGUAUUAACGUUUUGCUUUUAAAUCUUUUAAUGCCAAUAGCUGCUGAAAGGAAACGGAAAUUUUAUAUAUCAACAGCUCUAGUUCUCAUGUUAUCUCGCUUUUAAUACUCAGGUGCUUUCAGGGUCCUUCAGCCUUAACAUUUUGAUUUUUAAAAACUGUUCUAUACCCACAAACACUACUAGUUUCUCUCAGAUAUCUCUCCAGUUAUUUGUUAGGUGUCAUCCUACUUUUUAGGACAAAUUACAUUAUAUGUUUUUUCUUCCCUGUUUUAUUUACCUCUUUGCCAUUUUAUAUUCCUUGUGUAUCUACCAAGAGGCCACAACAAUGACAGUUUAGAUCAGGGGACUGCAAUGUCAGUCCAGGAGGGCUGUAGUGGCUGCACGUUACCUUAAGGAUACUGUACGUCCAAUAUUGCUGUUGACGCCCUUAUUGCUCAAGCACCAUUUGUUGGCUUCAUUUUAGCUGUCUUGCUUGUGAUGAUUCCCCAACCUUAAUUGCUUAUUUUAGUCUUAAACGGCUGCUUGUAAUGGCUUCUUACUCGCAACAAGAGGCAAAUGACAAAGGAAGCAGCCGUUCUUCAUCUGACUUCUUUCCAUUUCCACCUCUGUGUUUUCAUCGUGAGCUAUCCAUCCAUUAUCCAACCCACUAUAUCCUAACUACAGGGUCAUGGGGGUGAACUAUCUGACUUAAUAAAAUGUUGGUGAGAAACUGAGAAGAAAAAAGUGAACGACUGAGAAUUACUAAUCAGAAUCGGGUUGUAAAUCACUUGGAUGAUAUCACUGGAAAGAAAAAAAAAAAAAAUCUACAAGCUGACAUGGCAGAAUGAA